Molecule: messenger RNA, 1449 nt
Organism: Didymosphaeria variabile
Lineage: Eukaryota; Fungi; Ascomycota; Dothideomycetes; Pleosporales; Didymosphaeriaceae
Exons: 3
Coding region: 1-1449 (482 amino acids)
Molecular function (GO): NADP binding; flavin adenine dinucleotide binding; N,N-dimethylaniline monooxygenase activity
Source: RefSeq, a predicted model, not a curated record
AUGCCAAUCAAACGCGUUGCCGUCAUUGGCCUGGGUCCCGGCGGUGCCAUCACCAUCGAUGCGCUCGCAAAAGAGAAGGCAUUUGAUGUGAUCAGUGUCUUCGAGCGCAAAGAAGCUCCAGGCGGAUGCUGGAUUGAAGACCGACACCCGCAUCCGGACCUGGACCCGUCAACAUUCGAUUGGCUUGCUUCGCGCAAAGCAGACACACCAUUGGAGAUUCCACAAUCACUUCCCGCAAGAACACCUAAGUCAUCACAGCCUCGCUUUGAGGAAUCGUCGGUGUAUCCGUACUUGGAAACAAAUGUCGAUUCCGUGCCGAUGUCUUUUACGCAGGAACCCAUUCCUGUGGAGCGCAGCAGGCUGUCCAUUUCGCGACAUGGUGAGGACACGCCGUUUAGACACCACUCGACAGUGCGAAAGUACAUCGCGGGACUAGUAAACCGUAAUGGGUAUGAGAAUCUGGUGUCAUACAAUACCGCCGUCGAACUUGCCGAGAAGGUCGGUAGUGAAUGGAGACUAGUCCUCCGUAGAAACAGCGGCAACGAAGACGACGAGUGGUGGGAGGAGCGCUUUGACGCCGUCAUUGUGGCCAGCGGUCAUUACAACGUUCCGUACAUCCCCAAGAUCGAAGGGUUAGCAGACCUGGAGAGAGCAAGACCAGGCAGCGUCAAACACAGCAAGAUGUACCGCGGACGGGACGCGUACCGAGGAAAGAAAGUUGUCGUUGUCGGUGCAUCCGUCUCCGCGGCCGACAUCGCAUACGACCUCGUACAUGUCGCGCAACACCCAGUGUACGCGGUCAUCAAAGGCCACAAAGCGAACGGCUACUUUGGCAAUGAGGCGUUCAGGCACCCUGCUAUUACAGCUAAACCUUCGAUUUCUCACGUUUCCACUGCGAAUGGUGAAAGUAAUGUGCAUUUCGUGGACGGUACAUUCGUUCCGGAUGUCGAUCACAUCAUAUUUGGUACAGGCUACUCGUGGUCGCUCCCUUUCCUGCCGAAAGUGGAGGUUAGAAACAAUCGCGUACCUGGAUUGUAUCAGCACGUGGUAUAUCAACAAGAUCCUACGUUGCUGUUUGUCGGAGCCGUAGGUGCAGGCUUGACGUUCAAAGUAUUUGAGUGGCAUGCCGUGCUGGCAGCGCGCAUUCUAUCAGGUCGUGCCAGGUUGCCACCUCUGGAGGAGCAACAGCGGUGGGAGAGAGAGCGCGUCGCACAACGAGGCGACGGGCCUCUGUUCACAUUGAUCUCCCCCGAUUUCGAAGAAUACUUCGAGACAGUGAGGAAGCUUGUUGGUGUGCUGAAGGAAGGAGAGCCGGGGCGAAGGCUGCCCAUUUUCGAUCAUUCGUGGCUGGAGACAUUCAUGAAAGGGCAUGAGAGACGGAAGAAAUGGUGGAGGGAGGAGAAUGAGAAAGCACGAGGACUAAUAAAGAUGCCACGCGCCAGGCUUUGA